ACACAAAGAACACGGAAAUAAUCCAUCGUCAUUUAUCAUCAGUCGUCAUUAAAGUUAAUUAAUUGACUAUUUUUGUGUGAUUAAUCUUGUUUUCGAUAAGCUGGUGGAAGGAGGAGGAGUGUAUCUCUUGUUAGUGUAACUAUAAUAUGGUAGCAAUUGGAAAGAAGGAAGAAAUGGCUAAAGUUGAGACCAAGAAACCUACAAUCUCCGAUGGCGAUUCUGCCACCGAUUCCGACUCUGAUGGAUCAGAUAUCCCAGAAUUGGAAGAUAACACUGGAGCCGUGGCUGGGGGAGAGGGCAAGGAAGGUCUCAUUCCGGGAAUGGGAGCUGAUGACCUUAUCAGCAAGGUGAAGCAAAGCCGCGGGGAGAAGAAGGCGAGGAAAAUUAUGAGCAAGUUGGGGCUCAAGCAGAUUACCGGUGUUAAUCGUGUCACUAUUCGCAAAUCGAAAAAUAUUUUGUUCGUCAUCACCAAGCCUGACGUGUACAAGAAUCCUGCCAGCGAUACGUACAUCGUCUUCGGAGAGGCAAAGAUUGAAGAUCUCAGUCAGCAAGCUCAAAUGGCUGCGGCUGAGAAAUUCAAGGGACCCGAAAUGCCCUCUGCUUCCGAGCUGAACCCCGCCUCUACCCUGGCCAGUACGAUCCAAGAAGAGGACACGGACGAAGAAGUGGAUGCCUCUGGCGUGGAGGAGAAAGACAUAGAGCUGGUCAUGAGUCAGGCCAACGUCUCGAGGGCCAAGGCCGUCAAAGCCCUCAAGAAAACGGAGAACGACAUCGUCAACGCCAUUAUGGAUUUGACGAUGUAGCAGUAACCCAUGAAUUUUUCUAUCCCCCUUGUUUUUUGGUCGAAUCUUGCACAAAAGAAUUGCUUUUUGACUCGGCAUCUUUUUUUUGUAAACCUUUCCCCCAUUUACAACUUUCUCAGUAAUUAAUUUCUUGUGUUUAUUACAAUUGUCGAGUUUAAAAAUUCUGCUUAAGAAUAAUAGUUUCUGUUAAUGUACGUCCCUCCUUCUUCUCUUGCAGUAGUCCUUACCGCCUCGUAUCAAAACUAUAUACAUAUUUCCUAGAUGAUGAUAAUAAUAAGCGAAAAGUGCAGCAUUUUGUAAAAUAAAUGCAAUGUGAGAAUACCGUCUGCUGUAUAUGUACCUUUCUGUCCACGAGUGGGAAAACAUUGUUGGAAUAAAAUUGUUCUAUGCAA
Molecule: messenger RNA, 1195 nt
Organism: Folsomia candida
Lineage: Eukaryota; Metazoa; Arthropoda; Collembola; Entomobryomorpha; Isotomidae
Gene: Nacalpha
Product: nascent polypeptide-associated complex subunit alpha
Exons: 4
Coding region: 147-803 (218 amino acids)
Biological process (GO): protein targeting to membrane
Cellular component (GO): cytoplasm; nascent polypeptide-associated complex
Source: RefSeq, a predicted model, not a curated record